Botrytis deweyae is the source of this 846-nucleotide messenger RNA. RefSeq lists its product as uncharacterized. Bases 1 to 846 code for a protein of 281 amino acids. The transcript is spliced from 2 exons. The record is from RefSeq and is a predicted model, not a curated record. NCBI's taxonomy places the organism in Eukaryota, Fungi, Ascomycota, Leotiomycetes, Helotiales, Sclerotiniaceae.
AUGCGACCAUCAUCACCGCUCUCGCUCCUCCUCUUCCUCCAACUUUCAACUGCAUUCCCAGUGUCUCGAGAAUGUUUCAACUCUCAAUCUUGCAACUCACUCCACUCAGUCAAAGAUACUCUUUCGCUCUCCCACCCCAAACCCAGCGAUCCCCGCGAUCCACAUUUCCCAAAACAUCAAAAACUACCUAUCCCGACUUUUGUUAAACCAACAACUACUUCCCCUUCGGACGAUGAGUAUUUUGCAGAAGAAGGUGCUUUCGACAAUGCGCCAACGACUCCUUCCAAAGAGAUCUCCGCAGAUGAGGCCCUUUCUGCAGAAACACCACUCAGUUCGGCAUAUCUUCAAAGUUUGACAAGGACGAGUGACGAGGAUGAAGCGAGACCAAGUAUGCCCACUUCCGCAUUACCUAAAUUGCGCAAAGAAGAUUCGAGGAAAUACUGGGAGGGAGAAAACGGACGGUUGGCUAUCAAUGGAGAGAAACCAGGAUGUGGAAAUUCCAAUUCGUGGCCCGGGACUGCGGCAGGAUAUAGAACGCGAUUGGCGCAUUUGGAGAUGGGACGAAGAAAUGAUUUUUUGGUUGUGGGAAUUGUGGUGGUUUUCUUACUUGUGGUCUGUGUAUUGGAGUCUGUAGAGAGGUUUGGAAAUCGAACUUCGAGAAGAGGGGAAAUCUUUUUGGAAGAUGAUGAGACGUAUGCUUUUAUUGUUAAGAAGCCGAGAGAGUUCUAUCAGCACGAAUCUGUAUUCGAUGAGAAAUGUGCGCAGGAAUCGGAAUACAAAGAAUAUAAAGAUGAUGAGACAGUUGUAGCGGAAGAUUUCAACACAGAUAACGAGAGAGAGAGCUGA